Molecule: messenger RNA, 584 nt
Organism: Bombus impatiens (common eastern bumble bee)
Lineage: Eukaryota; Metazoa; Arthropoda; Insecta; Hymenoptera; Apidae
Gene: RpL35A
Product: 60S ribosomal protein L35a
Exons: 4
Coding region: 74-514 (146 amino acids)
Biological process (GO): ribosomal large subunit biogenesis; cytoplasmic translation
Cellular component (GO): cytosolic large ribosomal subunit; ribosome
Molecular function (GO): structural constituent of ribosome
Source: RefSeq, a predicted model, not a curated record
CAGAGUAUUUUAUACUCUUGUCGUAAGAGGGCUACAGUUUCCUGUUUCUUUUAGUUCACGAUAUACGUACGAAAUGGCAGAUACACCUGCUGAAUCAAAGGCGAAAACAAAAGCAGUCAAGAAACCAAAGGAGAAGCCAGUAGAGCCUCCUCCUUUGAAAAAGAGACCUUUCAAAAGACACGGACGUCUUUAUGCAAAGGCCAUUUUCACAGGAUAUAAACGAGGGCUUCGUAAUCAACAUGAACACACAGCGUUACUUAAAGUUGAAGGAGCUAGGACUAAAGGGGAUUCAGAUUUUUAUGUAGGAAAACGAUGUGUUUAUGUAUAUAAGGCAAAAAAUAAGACACCUGUUCCUGGCAAGAAAAGCAGGAAAACAAAAGUUAGGGCUAUUUGGGGUAAAGUAACCCGGCCACAUGGAACCAGUGGUUCAGUACGUGCUAAGUUUAAGAAGAAUCUGCCAGCUAAAGCUAUGGGCCACCGUAUCAGAAUUAUGCUGUACCCCAGUCGGAUAUAAAUACAUUUUUCUGUUGUAUAAAAUAAGUAAAUAAAUAACCGUUUGGUACUAAAUGUAAUGUUUUUCUCUC